AUGAAUCGAGACGAUACGAAGGCAAAAGAAGACGGCUCGAGUAGUGUAGUAGGAGAUGAAAUGGCAAUGGGUUCAUUCUCCGGAGAUGAAGCAAACCCAAGGAUUAUCGACAAAUUUGUCGCCCCAGGAACCGACCAAAGUCCCCGAGAUGCAAAUGAAAGCGAAGAAAAUGCAAGUGGAAAAGGUGAAGAGGAAGAAUCAAGUAAGAAAAAUGAAGGGGAGGAAUCAAGAAAAGUAGACGAAGGAGAAAAAGAGAAGGAAGGCGGAGACGAAGGAGAAAAAGAGAAGGAAGUUGUAGAUGACGAAGAAGAGGGCAUGCUACCGCUGACGUUGCACUUUCCUUCAAGCCAAUAUCAAAAGUCUUUAAAGCUUUCAGGAAAGUGUUACAUUGACACGGCGAUAAGAACUAUUCAAACGAUCCUGAAAGAGAAGAAGGUGGAAUGGUUCAUAGAGCACCCACAAUUCCAACAUUUCUUCCAUAUUAAAAACCGAAAGCAGAAGUGGAUGGGAAUGUGGGUUCUCGUUUUGCGAUCAGCUUGUGUUGCGAAGAAGCAUGAGUUAUGGUUUGUUGUUAAUGGCGUCCCAAUCCGAUAUUCUCUUAGAGAAUUAGGACUCAUUUCUGGUCUAUACUGCCAUGAGUAUCCCCCCAACCAUGAGAGGUUGGGUGGUACAACAUUCAUGAGCAAGUAUUUUGGAGGGAGAAGGGUAACAUACGCUGACCUGGAGAAGCAGCUGUUGGCAAUGAAAUCAAAGCCAUCUGAGGAUCGUAAGAAGAUGACAGUUCUGUUCUUCUUAGCUAGCAUCCUUGUCGGAGGCCGAAAGAGUGGUGAGGGAGCAUCACCUGUGGACAGUUUCUUCCUGAGUGUUGUUGAUGACCUAGAUGCGUGUGUAACGUUUCCUUGGGGGCGGUAUGCAUUCGAACAUAACUUGAAGGAUGUCUCUAGCUUUUUGGAGAAAUGCGACGGGUUGUUGGCCUUUGAGGCAAUUCCAUGCUUGAGGAACCAUUUCCGAGAAGAUGUGAAUGGUGCAAGCAGUGGUUUGCCCGCGGAUGUGCAAGAUGCAGAUAUUGAGAGUAUCUUGGUAGCAACAGCAGCUGAGGAGGAACUUCUGGAAACCAUAGGAAUGGACAAGGAGAGUUGUUGGGCCGAUGACGCCGAUGAUGCAGCAGUUGAUCGUUGGACGAAGAUAAUACGGAAAGGGAAGAAACAAGUUUUCUUUGAAGAACAGUUCCGCAUGGAUUUUGAGUCUCGCACAGGUCAGAUUGAAGGUCCCACCAAUCCUAUCGGAGGACCAUCGAAUAAUGCACAAUCUGGUCAGGCUCAUGCAGAUUCGGUGGAGGCUACUGGAGCUACUCUUGGAGCUGAGGCUUUAAAAGCGAUGGAAGGUCGGCUUAUGAAUGCAGUCCGAGAUGCAGUUCGAGAUGCUAUGAAGGGAGUGAAGGAAAAAGUCACUUCAUUGUCUACGCAGCUAGGUCUUCUAGAAGAGGAGGUGAAAAUUCUUAGGUUGAGUAUUCCCGGAAGUGACAAUCCGGCGGUCCAAGAUGAUGGUGAUGGUAGUGAAAAUAGCGAGUCGGAAGAAGAGGAUGGUGAUGUGGGUGGGGAUAAGGAGUCGGAGGAAGAGGAUGGUGAUGUGGGUGGGGAUAAGGAGUCGGAGGAAGACGAUGGUGGUGACAAUAACGAGCCAGACGAAGAGGAUGGUAGUGACAAUAAUGUUGAAGAUGCCAUUCUCGAUAUUUCAAAGAAUGUGCAGAGGGAAUAUGGUGAUGUUGACAUGGAUGGUGAUGAUGCGGAGAAGUAUGCACAUGCUAUGGAGGCCGAGAAAAAAUUAAAGACUAAGGCAGCAGAGUCUGUUAAGGUGGAGCGUGGUGAUAAUGUGAGGAGUCCCAUUCAGCUAAGAAGCAGGGCAGCAGAGGAGAAGACAGCAGAGAAGAGGACCAGAGGUGCAAAGCAGCAGAAGGCAGCUGCUGAGAAGGAGGCAGCAGCUGAGAAGAAGGCAGCUGCGGCAGCUAAGAAGAAGGCAGCUGCGGCAGCUAAGAAGAAGGCAGCUGCUGAGAAGGAGGCAGCAGCUGAGAACGAGGCAGCAGCUGAAAAGGAGGCAGCUAAGAAGAAGGCAGCAGCUAAAAAGAAGGCACCAGCUAAGAAGAAGCAGAAGAAGCCGAAGACAAAGAAAGUAGGUAAGAAGAUCGAGUGA
Molecule: messenger RNA, 2190 nt
Organism: Brassica napus (rape)
Lineage: Eukaryota; Viridiplantae; Streptophyta; Magnoliopsida; Brassicales; Brassicaceae
Exons: 5
Coding region: 1-2190 (729 amino acids)
Biological process (GO): dendrite development; axonogenesis; microtubule cytoskeleton organization
Cellular component (GO): microtubule associated complex; dendrite; synapse
Molecular function (GO): microtubule binding; actin binding
Source: RefSeq, a predicted model, not a curated record